Messenger RNA from Rotaria sp. Silwood2, 1839 nucleotides. The record is from the annotation of a GenBank genome assembly. NCBI's taxonomy places the organism in Eukaryota, Metazoa, Rotifera, Eurotatoria, Philodinida, Philodinidae.
UCGUCGAACACUCGACAGAAGCUAUAUAAACAAAUCCCUUUGCCAUGAUCAAAUGGUGUUUAAGGUGCUACGUAAGAGUCGAUAUACUGCCAUCUAUUGAAUUGUAUUUUCGAAAUUGUUUGUUUAUUUGAAAAAUUUCAGAGGUGCUCUAACCAUAGAUAUGUACACAAACAAAGGCGGUCAAUCUCAUAGAAUAAUACUAUGCAUUGAGUUGUAAUUAGCUGCGUUUGUACCUUGAAUAUCAUGCUCAGAGGUUCACUUUGUUAUGUUAUUCAAUACCGAUAUCGUGAUGUGUAUCUCUAUUUUUGUGAAACAUGGUCUACAAGCAGUGUUGAAGUAGAAGGGUAAAAAUUUGGACUCUUCGCUGCCGCAGACCGUGACAAACACUCUAGCAACGCCUCUUCCUAUCACGAAUCGUGACAGAUGCCUUAGGAACGUCUCCAUCACAGACCAUAACAGAUAUGUUGGUAAAUUUCCUUAUUUACGAUGUGAGCAGCUCGAUCGUGUUUCCCAUUUUAAUCCCGCACGGAUUGUGCAAAUAGCUUUUUAGAUUUAUUUCUAUUUCUAUGCUAUAUAUAAGCAACCAUUCAACAUGCCUAUUAUGAUUUUUACCUUAGGUUAGAUCAUAGUAUAACUGUGCUCGUUAUCUAACCCUAGAUCUUAUGUAUUCACUCUAUGUAUUCUAUAUCUCUAUGUGUUCAUACUAUAUUUUCCAGGUUUUUGUAAUCACUCUCUCUUUGCUUUCAUGAUAUCUAUCUCCCUUUUAUAUUCAUGUAUUCGUUCAUCAUUCCGGCCUAUACAUAGACUGAUUUCAGUUCAAAUAGACAUGCAAUAGCCUAACGAUUUCUUACUUAGUAUAACAAUGGCCAACAAACGAUACUCAAAACACCGUUGCAGAAAGUAUCUUUUUUUUCUUCACGUAGAAUCAUAAAAUACCUAAUUUUAUUGAUAGAUCUCGACCGCACAUAAAAAAUUCACGUUCAAAAUCCAAAUCAUCAGUAUCAAAACUACCAUCAUCAUCGUCUUCAUUACAAACUACCGGUAAACGUAAAUUAUCUGCUUCAAGUCAGAAAAUUGUCAGAAAGCAAGAAAAGUAUAACAAAUUAUCAUCUGUUUGUGAUGCACCGUUGGAUGGAUAUUCCAUCAUCCAAAAUGAACUAUUACUAUCAUUAUUAUCAAAAACCAAAUGUGAAUUAUGCGAAAAGCAAUGGGAUGGAAAAGUUUACAUAAACAAACGAGAAGGACUCUUUAUCAUUCUCAGCUUUGAAUGUGAUUUUUGCAAUUUGAGUCCUCAAGUACCAGGUUCUACACACCACGAAAUCAAUGUGAGAGCUCAAUUUGCGGGUCAUUUAACCGGUAUUCGUCACGCUGGUUUGAAAAAAAUCUCAGCAGCACUAAAGUUACCACCACCACUCGAGGAAGGACGUCAUUAUAUAUGGGAUAAAGAAUUAUUACAAUUGAUUAAACCAUUUGCAACCGAAUCUAUGCCAAAGCCGCACAAGCAGCAGUUCAGGUUGCCAAAAGUACUGAUAUUACAGUAAGCGGUGAUGGAACAUGGCAAACUGAGGACUUCGCAAGCAAGCAUGGAGCUGCUGCCUUAUUGUCUAGCUGUCCUUCACCAAAAGUUAUUGAUAUCGAGACAUGUUCAAAAACAUGUAACGUUUGUACGGGUAAUUCUCCUUGAUUAUUUUAUUUUUAUCAAAAAAUAGAGCCAUACUCAACUAUUUUUUUACUUCAGGUGCUCAAAGUUUGUGACAAUUAGAAACAUCGGAAGCUCGAGAAAAAUACGAUCAAAUAAUCACUACCCAAUAAUGUGGCAAAAAUUUCGAUGAACCUUCA